CCACGUCAAACACAGUGCCACGUCAGCAGUGCCACAUCAGCAGUGCCACGUAAGCAGCAGUGCCACGUCAGCAACAUGACGGGCCUGCCAGGCCAACUGGCCAAUGAGACCAUUGCCGCCUACAAGCAGCGUUGCCUGGCUCAGAUAGAGGCUGAGGAACAAUGUCUGCUGGCAGUCGAGGCUGCCCGCGUACAGGCUGAAGAGGCAGCAGCAGCAGAGAAGUUGCGGCUACAGGCCGAUGCAGACGCAGAUGCCCARGCUCGCCGCAAGGAAGCCCAGGAUCUGCUGCAGCGGCGUGAAGCCAACAGCAUCGACAGACUCAAGUACUGGCAUUUUAAACCGAACGGCGACGAGGCAACACCGGAAGAGAAGCACAAGGAGUUCCUCUCCAAACUCGUGACGCGGUUGUUGUAUGCUUGCAACUACCAACGGUCAGAGUUGGAGAGACAGUACCGGGACCUGACGCAACAGCAUCAGGAGUUGGCGACGCUCCGCCGCACAGUGCAGAGCCACGAGGAUGCAACUCGGGCACUCAAUGCCCGAUUGUUGGACCUGGAACAAGCUGUACCAGGACCAGCUGCUGAAGCUUCCAGCAGUGCACCCUCAAGCCGUCAACUGGAGGACCGAGUUGACCACGUAGUGGCAAUGCUCGGYGACAUCAGCACCUUCGCUGCGCCGACCACCACCAUCAGCAGUCAGCUGCAUACAUUGAAGACCAAGGUCCAGAAGCUGCAGUCGACGAACGCGGACGACAAUCYGAAGAUGUACAAGAUGCCAACUUUCAACCUGGAGAGGUUCGACGACUACACGCAGCAGGAUCCCGUCCUCUGGUGGGAAGCAUUCACAACGCAACUCAGGAUUCUGCCAGUAGCCAAGCAUGYGUACAUCGGCGCCCUGUUCCUGAACUCAAAGGGCGGAUGCCAGACCUGGUUGAGCCACCUGGCAACCUCCCACGGCGUCGACGUACCAGACUUGAAGGACGUAAUCACAUGGGAGGAACUGACACGGCUGUGGAAGAAGCGGUUCAUCGUCGACGACGCGCCGGCACUCGCCAUCAACCGUUUGUUCACCAUGUCACAGGGCAACACAGCAACACGGGACUGGCUCACAGAGUGGCAGAAGAUUGCAGCUGUGCCCAAUCUGAACAUACCAUUCGAGCAUCCACGCCGUGAGUUCUACAACAGGUCAUGUGCGGCAUUGAGCCAGGCUCUUGGUGAUCGCGAGCAGUACUCAACCUUCGUGGAGAUCAUUGACAAAGUGAGGGAGAUCAUCAAGACCAACAGGUCAGCUGCACAGGAGAAAUCAACAUCAUGGCAGCCGACCUAUGUGGAGAAGGUACGAAUUGGUCUGCCACAGUAGCACUUCGCUGCAGUCCAGCAGGACAGUGGAGAUAACCCAGCAGCCACUCCAGCAUCAAGUGACGGAGAUC
Chara braunii is the source of this 1429-nucleotide messenger RNA. Lineage: Eukaryota; Viridiplantae; Streptophyta; Charophyceae; Charales; Characeae. The record is from the annotation of a GenBank genome assembly.